Eptesicus fuscus (big brown bat) is the source of this 1322-nucleotide messenger RNA. RefSeq names its product carbonic anhydrase 12 (gene CA12). The transcript has 11 exons. Gene Ontology annotation, cellular component: plasma membrane. Gene Ontology annotation, molecular function: carbonate dehydratase activity; zinc ion binding. The record is from RefSeq and is a predicted model, not a curated record. The coding region runs from base 1 to 1071 and encodes 356 amino acids. Lineage: Eukaryota; Metazoa; Chordata; Mammalia; Chiroptera; Vespertilionidae.
AUGCCCCGCAGCAGCCUGCGCGCCGUGGCCGUCCUCCUGCUCUUGAUCUUAAAGGAACAGCUUUCCAGCGCAGCCCCACUCAACGGGUUCGACUGGACCUACAUUGGUCCUGCUGGGGAGAAGAGCUGGCCCAAGAACUACCCGUCCUGUGGGGGCCUGAUGCAGUCCCCAAUAGACCUGCACAGUGACAUCCUCCAGUACGAUGCCAGCCUGGGGCCCCUUGAGUUCCAGGGCUAUAACGUGUCUGCCAACGAGCAAUUAACCCUGACCAACAAUGGCCACUCAGUGAAGCUGAAGCUGCCCCCGGGCAUGCACAUCCGGGGCCUGCCAUCCCGCUACAGUGCCACACAGCUGCACCUGCACUGGGGGGACCAGAAUGACCCCCACGGCUCCGAGCACACUGUUGGUGGGAAGCACUUCGCUGCCGAGCUGCACAUUGUCCAUUAUAACUCGGACCUGUACCCCAACGCCAGCACCGCCAGUAACAAGUCAGAAGGCCUCGCCGUCCUAGCUGUUCUCAUAGAGAUUGGCUCCUUCAAUCCUUCCUAUGACAAGAUCUUCAGUCACCUUCAGCAAGUCAAGUACAAAGGCCAAGAAGUGCACAUUCCCGGCUUCAGCAUUGAAGAGCUGCUUCCCGAGAGGCCGGCCGAGUACUAUCGCUACAAAGGCUCCCUGACCACGCCGCCCUGCAGCCCCACGGUGCUCUGGACGGUGUUCCGGAACCCCGUGCACAUCUCCCAGGAUCAGCUGCUGGCUCUGGAGACAGCUCUGUACUGCACACAAGAGAAUGACCCAUCCCCCAGGGAAAUGGUCAACAACUUCCGGCGGGUGCAGAAGUUUGAUGAGAGGCUGGUGUACAUCUCCUUCCAACAAGAGCGAGACCUCACCUCCGCAGGACUGAGCCUGGGAAUCCUUCUUUCGGUGGCCCUGGCUUGCAUUCUCGGCAUCGGCAUCGUCCUGGCGGUGGCCAUCUGGCUUUUCAGAAGGAAGAAGAGCAGUAAGAAAGGUGGCAGCAAUAAAGGCGUCAUUUACAAACCGGCCCUCAGGAAGGAGGCGGAGGCCCACGCCUGAGGUCCCAGCACUGCAGGCGCCGAGGACGGACUUUGCUUUGGAUGCUUUCACAUGGCGGCUCCCUGGACACUGGAACUACCUGAAGGUUCUAUGCAGCUCACCCCACAAACACCCCAGACCCGUGGGGGCCUCUAGCUGGGUGCCCCCCACCCUGAUGCUCGGCCUCUCCCAGGGCGAACGUGGAUGGGAGAGCUCGCCCAGGAGCAGGAACUCGGAGCUGUGUGCUUCAACUGUGUGAGACCAGAAGAGGU